GAUUAGUAUUCAAAACAUUUUCAACCAAUCAGUUUUUAAUUAUAAUUGCCUCACGUCAUACGAAGCAAACAAUAUUUCGCUUUAAUUACUGCUCGUUUGAUUUGUUCAGAGGUUUGUAUGACGACGUGUACCUAACAUAAAGUUUUGUUUAUGUUAUCUUGAACAUCGUUUUUAGUUAAAUAAUAGAGUUUGAUAUAGUGGAUUGCUCAGUUUUAUGGACUUUUUUUUACAUAAGAAGAUUCUAAAUUUACUUGCAAAAGAUAUGAAGUAGCCUGUCUUAGGAUAAAAAAAAAUUGUACGAACAUCAUGAGUACGUGUGUUGAAGGUAAACCCAACCAAGAAAUUGAUUACAAAUGGGAUGAAAAAAUAUUAGAAGAAUUUAGAAACGAUGUACUCAAUGAACAAGACCUAAACUGUAGAACUGACGAUAUAUUUCUUCUAAGUUUUCUACGAGCAAGAAAAUGCGACAGAGAAAGAGCAUUGAAAUUGUUGAAGAAUUAUUACUCGACCAGAAAGAAAUAUCCAAAUGUUUUCAAGAAUCUAAGACCAUCAGCGCUAGAAGAAUUUCUGCAGAUGAAUAUAAUUGCAUCUACAAGGUUCGACAACGACAAGGUUUUGGGUUUAGGAUUAGUUAGCCGUUGCGAUCCAACGAAAGUGAGAUUAAUUGAUAUAAUAAGAUGCAUAACACUUUUGCUUGAUUUAGAACUAAAUGAUCAUCCGAUUCAAGUAAAUGGAUAUACUGUAUUAAUAGAUUUUAAUACAAUAUCUUGGAAACACAUGAUUCAGUUUACUCCAUCAAUGAUACAAUUAAGUGUUUCGUGCAUACAACAAUCAAUUCCUAUUCGCUACAAGACUCUUCAUUUUGUCAACUGCAAUAAAUAUGUGAGACUACUUUAUGCAAUGUUUUCUCCGCUUCUACCUCAAAAAAUGAGAGAACGAAUUCGUUUGUAUGGUUCAGAUUUCACAGAACUUCACCAAGAAAUCAAUCCCAAAUAUCUUCCUGCAGAAUUUGGUGGCAUGUUAUCCUCCUUUGAUACUUCUGGAUACAAUCAACGAUUGAGAGACAAUGAAGAAUUUUUUAUAGAAAAUGAAAAAUAUUGGACUGAGGAGAAGAAUAUUUAGGAGCAAUGAAUAUGAAACUUGAAAGUUCUUCGUAACGAAUUUGAUGUAAUCAUUAUUAUUUUAUUGUAAUGUCUUAGCUUAUAAAUUUUACAUAAUAGAAAUAAAA
This is a messenger RNA of Centruroides sculpturatus (bark scorpion), 1228 nucleotides long. RefSeq names its product clavesin-2-like. The transcript is spliced from 5 exons. Gene Ontology annotation, cellular component: membrane. The coding region runs from base 307 to 1122 and encodes 271 amino acids. Gene Ontology annotation, molecular function: phosphatidylinositol bisphosphate binding. The record is from RefSeq and is a predicted model, not a curated record. NCBI's taxonomy places the organism in Eukaryota, Metazoa, Arthropoda, Arachnida, Scorpiones, Buthidae.